Messenger RNA from Terrapene triunguis (Three-toed box turtle), 11758 nucleotides. It is a transcript of the gene ANK2, whose product is annotated as ankyrin 2. The annotation marks the transcript as partial. The record is from RefSeq and is a predicted model, not a curated record. Lineage: Eukaryota; Metazoa; Chordata; Testudines; Emydidae. Gene Ontology annotation, cellular component: T-tubule. Gene Ontology annotation, biological process: signal transduction; protein localization to T-tubule; regulation of cardiac muscle contraction. Gene Ontology annotation, molecular function: protein binding. The transcript is spliced from 49 exons.
CCCACUUGCAGGAAUUGAUAGGAGAACUGAUAUGGGCAAUGCACCAGUUUGCCAGUCUUGUCACACAGGCAAGAGUAUAAGAGCACAAGGGAACAUACAGGAUUUGGAUAAAAUUCCUGAUUACUAUGGAUACAACAAUGAAGAAAGCAAAGAUUCCGAGGCUCAGUCUGACAGCAAUGCGAGCUUUCUUCGAGCUGCCAGAGCUGGCAAUCUGGACAAAGUAGUGGAAUAUCUGAAGGGUGGAAUAGACAUUAACACAUGUAAUCAGAAUGGACUCAAUGCCCUACACCUGGCUGCCAAAGAAGGCCAUGUGGGACUGGUACAGGAGUUACUGGAAAGAGGGUCAGCAGUGGAUUCAGCUACUAAGAAAGGGAAUACAGCCCUACACAUUGCAUCCUUGGCCGGACAGGCUGAAGUUGUCAAAGUUCUGGUUAAGGAAGGAGCCAAUAUUAAUGCACAAUCUCAGAAUGGUUUCACUCCUUUAUACAUGGCAGCUCAAGAGAACCACAUUGAUGUGGUAAAAUAUCUGCUGGAAAAUGGAGCCAACCAGAGCACUGCUACUGAGGAUGGCUUCACCCCACUAGCUGUUGCACUACAGCAGGGACACAAUCAGGCAGUGGCCGUCCUCCUGGAGAAUGACACCAAGGGGAAAGUGAGACUGCCAGCUUUGCACAUCGCUGCCAGGAAAGACGAUACAAAAUCAGCAGCACUCCUGCUCCAAAAUGACCACAAUGCUGAUGUUCAGUCCAAGAUGAUGGUGAAUAGAACAACUGAGAGUGGCUUCACACCUUUGCACAUAGCUGCACACUAUGGAAAUGUCAAUGUGGCGACACUUCUGCUCAACCGAGGAGCUGCAGUGGACUUCACAGCCAGGAAUGGAAUCACCCCACUGCAUGUGGCUUCCAAAAGGGGAAACACAAACAUGGUGAAGCUUUUGUUGGAUCGUGGAGGGCAGAUCGAUGCCAAAACCAGGGAUGGACUGACUCCACUCCACUGUGCCGCACGAAGUGGGCAUGACCAGGUUGUAGAGCUCCUCCUGGAACGGGGUGCCCCACUGCUUGCAAGGACCAAGAAUGGACUCUCUCCGCUUCACAUGGCUGCUCAGGGUGACCACGUGGAAUGUGUCAAACAUCUACUGCAGCACAAAGCUCCUGUUGAUGAUGUCACACUGGAUUACCUGACUGCCCUACAUGUUGCUGCACACUGUGGUCAUUAUCGUGUCACCAAGCUUCUGCUGGACAAGAGAGCAAAUCCCAACGCUCGAGCCCUGAAUGGUUUUACUCCACUGCACAUUGCCUGCAAGAAAAACCGCAUCAAAGUCAUGGAACUCCUGGUGAAAUAUGGGGCUUCAAUCCAGGCUAUAACAGAGUCUGGCCUCACACCAAUACAUGUGGCUGCAUUUAUGGGCCACUUGAAUAUAGUCCUCCUCCUGCUGCAGAAUGGAGCCUCUCCAGAUGUCACUAACAUUGAGGAACAGACUCCGCUGCACAUUGCCUCUCGGUUGGGUAAAACAGAGAUUGUCCAACUGCUGCUACAACACAUGGCUCACCCUGACGCCGCAACCACUAAUGGGUACACCCCACUGCACAUCUCUGCCAGAGAGGGGCAAGUUGAUGUAGCAUCGGUUCUCUUGGAGGCAGGUGCUGCACACUCUUUGGCCACCAAGAAGGGAUUCACACCACUGCAUGUGGCAGCCAAGUAUGGAAGCUUGGAUGUGGCAAAACUACUUUUGCAGCGUCGUGCUUCUCCUGAUUCAGCUGGCAAGAAUGGCCUCACCCCACUCCAUGUAGCUGCUCACUAUGACAACCAGAAGGUGGCUCUGCUGUUGCUGGAGAAAGGUGCCUCUCCCCAUGCUACUGCCAAGAAUGGAUACACCCCUCUGCACAUUGCUGCCAAGAAGAAUCAGAUGCAGAUAGCUACCACGCUGCUGAGCUACGGAGCUGAGACCAACAUUCUGACCAAACAGGGAGUGACCCCGCUGCACCUGGCCUCUCAAGAAGGUCAUGCUGACAUGGUUACCUUGCUCCUGGACAAAGGAUCUAAUAUCCAUGUGGCAACUAAGAGUGGAUUAACAUCCUUGCACCUUGCAGCUCAGGAGGAUAAAGUGAACGUAGCUGAUAUACUGACAAAGCAGGGUGCAAACCAAGAUGCCCAGACAAAGCUGGGCUACACUCCUUUAAUUGUGGCUUGUCACUAUGGAAACGUCAAGAUGGUGAAUUUCCUCCUGAAACAGGGAGCCAACGUCAAUGCUAAAACAAAGAAUGGCUACACCCCUCUGCACCAAGCUGCUCAACAGGGUCACACUCAUAUCAUCAAUGUUCUACUCCAGCAUGGGGCCAAGCCCAAUGCCAUCACUGCUAAUGGUAACACUGCCUUAGCGAUUGCAAGGCGUUUGGGAUACAUCUCAGUGGUUGAUACUCUGAAGGUGGUAACAGAGGAGGUCACCACCACCACAACUACUGUGACUGAGAAACACAAACUGAAUGUACCUGAGACGAUGACUGAGGUCCUAGAUGUUUCAGAUGAGGAAGGUGAUGACACAAUGACUGGAGAUGGGGGAGAAUACCUCAGGCCAGAGGACUUGAAAGAACUAGGUGAUGACUCUUUGCCCAGCAGCCAGUUUCUAGAUGGUAUGAACUAUCUGAGGUACAGCUUGGAGGGAGGCCGAUCUGACAGCACUAUGCCCAGCCUGCGGUCCUUCAGUUCAGACAGGUCCCACACGUUGAGCCAUGCCUCCUACCUGAGGGACAGUGCCAUGAUCGAUGAUACUGUCAUAAUCCCCAGCCACCAGGUAUCAACUCUGGCCAAGGAAGCUGAAAGGAAUUCGUAUCGCUUAAGCUGGGGCACUGAAAAUUUGGACAAUGUGGCGCUUUCUUCAAGCCCUAUUCAUUCAGGCUGCCUGUCUGCAAAAAAGGAGAUUGGAUCAUUGCUAACAAGCCGCUCCUCUCCAUGCCUUGAUCAUGACAACAGCAGCUUCCUGGUUAGCUUCAUGGUGGAUGCCCGUGGUGGUGCCAUGCGAGGUUGCAGACACAAUGGGUUAAGGAUCAUUAUUCCGCCUCGGAAAUGCACUGCCCCAACACGAGUAACCUGCCGGUUGGUCAAACGUCAUAGACUGGCCACCAUGCCGCCGAUGGUGGAAGGAGAAGGUCUGGCCAGCCGCCUGAUUGAAGUUGGACCUUCUGGUGCUCAGUUUCUUGGUAAACUUCAUCUGCCUACGGCUCCUCCCCCACUUAAUGAGGGAGAAAGCUUGGUCAGCCGAAUCCUUCAGCUGGGGCCUCCUGGGACCAAAUUCCUUGGGCCUGUGAUCGUGGAGAUCCCCCAUUUUGCAGCUCUGCGUGGGAAAGAGAGAGAGCUGGUAAUCCUGCGCAGUGAGAAUGGGGACAGCUGGAAGGAGCAUUUCUGUGAAUAUACCGAGGAUGAACUGAAUGAAAUCCUCAAUGGAAUGGAUGAAGUACUUGACACUCCGGAGGAGCUUGAGAAGAAGCGUAUCUGCCGUAUCAUCACCAGGGAUUUCCCACAGUAUUUUGCAGUGGUGUCCCGGAUCAAACAGGACAGCAACCUCAUUGGACCUGAGGGAGGUGUGCUUAGCAGCACUGUAGUACCACAAGUGCAGGCAGUCUUUCCAGAAGGAGCACUAACCAAGCGAAUUCGUGUCGGCCUCCAGGCCCAACCUAUGCACAAUGAACUUAUAAGGAAGAUUUUAGGGAACAAGGCAACCUUCAGCCCUAUAGUCACCCUGGAGCCAAGGAGGAGGAAAUUCCACAAGCCAAUCACAAUGACUAUUCCUGUCCCCAAAGCCUCCAGUGAUGGGAUGAUGAAUGGUUAUGGGGGAGAAACACCCACUUUAAGAUUACUAUGCAGCAUAACAGGUGGAACUACCCCUGCUCAAUGGGAGGAUAUUACAGGAACAACACCAUUAACGUUUGUCAAUGAAUGUGUUUCCUUCACAACAAAUGUGUCUGCCAGGUUUUGGUUGGUAGACUGUCGGCAGAUACAGGAAUCUGUUACUUUUGCCUCCCAAGUGUACAGAGAGAUUAUCUGUGUGCCCUACAUGGCCAAAUUUGUUGUAUUUGCCAAAUCACAUGAUCCCAUAGAAGCUCGAUUAAGGUGCUUCUGCAUGACAGAUGACAAGGUGGAUAAAACGCUAGAACAACAAGAAAACUUUGCAGAAGUUGCCAGAAGCAGGGAUGUAGAGGUAUUAGAAGGAAAGCCUAUCUACGUUGACUGCUUUGGCAAUCUGGUGCCACUAACAAAAAGUGGGCAACAUCAUAUAUUCAGUUUUUAUGCCUUCAAAGAAAAUAGACUUCCACUGUUCGUCAAGGUACGAGACUCCACUCAAGAGCCUUGUGGGCGACUAUCAUUUAUGAAGGAGCCAAAAUCUACAAGAGGGAUAGUCCAUCAAGCCAUCUGCAACUUAAAUAUCACAUUGCCACUUUACACAAAGGAAUCGGAAUCAGACCAAGAGCAGGAAGAAGAGGUUGACGUGACCUCAGAAAAAAAUGAUGACGAGACAGAAUCUACAGAAACAUCUAUCCUGAAAAGCCACCUGGUUAAUGAAGUCCCAGUACUAGCCAGUCCAGACUUGCUAUCUGAAGUUUCUGAGAUGAAACAAGAUUUGAUCAAAAUGACUGCCAUCUUGACAACUGACCCUUCUGAUCAGUCAGGUUCCAUUAAGGUGAAAGAUCUUGGGAAAGCCACUGAAGAAGAGCCAGGAGAGCCUUUUGAAAUUGUGGAAAGUGUGAAAGAGGAUUUAGAGAAAGUAAAUGAAAUUCUCAGACAUGGAACCUACACAAGAGAAGACCAUAUACUGCCAAGGUCCCAUUCUGGACGAGAGUUAGUGGAAGAGGAAUGGGUUAUUGUCAGUGAUGAAGAAAUUGAAGAGGCCAGACAAAAUGCUCCUUUAGAAGCCAUUGAACCUGCCUGUAUAGAACUUAGGAUAGGAAAAGGAACAACAGAGAUAAGAAAGACAGACAUGACAGGAAUGGUAGACUAUCUUACCGAGGAUUUAAAAACCUAUGUAUCUCUUCAUAAGGUGGAGCCACAGAUAUUCCAAGAAGAUUUAGUAGGAGAGAGAUUUGAAGCUGUUGUUAUAAGCAGGGGUUCUGAAAAAGGAGGGCAGGGCUCUCCAACAGCUGAAACUCAAGGUACACAGGAACAACGCAAACCAGCCCUGGAAAUUAAAAAACCAAUUAGGAGGAAACUAAAAGAUAAACAAAGGCAAAAGGAAGGAGAGGGAGAGACACAAGAACCAUCAGAACUAACAAAGUUCAGUUCUGAGGAGUCAUUAGAUGAUGAGCCAGGUUUAACACCUGCAGCUGUUCCUAAUGUUAGUGCUGUAUCCCCUGUAAUAGAAGAAACGCCUAUUGGCUCCAUAAAAGACAAAGUAAAAGCUCUUCAGAAGCGAGUGGAAGAUGAACAAAAAGUACGUUCAAAACUGCCUGUCAGAAUCCAACGAAAAGAAAUCACUACUGAGAGGGCUGUUACAAGGCCAGUGCAAGCUAAAAAAAUAGUGCACAAAGCACAGCCACCUGUUUCACCCUCAGCUAAAACAGAAAGACUUGAAGAGACUAUGUCAGUCCGGGAGCUGAUGAAAGCCUUCCAGUCAGGGCAAGAUCCAUCCAAGAAUAAAUCUGGACUCUUUGAGCACAAAGCUAUCAAACAAAAGCAACAGCUCUCUGACAAAGAACCAACUCAGAGAGAAGCAGUUUAUUUAGAACGUGAAACAGAACAGGUACCAACACCUAGGAGAACAAACAAAAAAGAUAGCCUGCCAGCCAAACAAACCAAAGUCCUUAAGAUAGAUAAAGAUUCCCCAUCAAAAAAAGGACCAAAAGCUUCUUUUGAUUACACUAAAGAGGAACCUGUAGAUAGAGGCCAGGUAAAAGAACAGAGCUAUAAAAGAACUGAACCUUUCUCUCCAGUAUUUAAUGAAGAAAUUUCCAAGGAGGCAGCAAUUGUGAAGGAAAGUACAGUUGAUGAUGACCAAGCAGACACUGACUUCCAGAUCAGCCCGGACAGAAAAACCUCAACUGACUUUUCUGAUGUCAUUAAAGAAGAGCUUGAGAAUAAUGACAAGUACCAGCAGUUCCGACACCUUUCAAUCACUGAGGAGGGAGAGCUUCACUUAGAGCAAGUACUGACCAGUCCUUUCAAUGUUACCUUCCCAUCAGAGUAUGUGAAAGAUGGCUUCCUACCUGCUCUCUCCUUGCAAAGUGGUGCUUUUGAUGGUAGCUCAGAAAGCCUUAAACAUGAAGGUGUAGCAGAUUCUCCUGGUAGCCUACUUGAUGGAACCCCUCAGAUCAGCUCUGAGGAAAGUUAUAAGCAUGAGGGUCUGGCAGAGACUCCAGAAACAAGCCCUGAAAGUCUGUCUUUCUCACCAAAGAAAACUGAGGAAAUUGGAGAAACAAAAGAAUCCACUACGGUGCAUAGAGCAGCAGAGACAUGUUCGCCAAAGGAACUCUCUCCAAUGAAAGGUGAAAGAGGUAUUGCUGCAGAACAGCUAACUGCAAAUACUGAAGCUAUCAAAUCUCAUUCUGAUCAUUUAUCAGAACAGGUACCUUCAGCCCCUGAGAAAGGGGCAGGCCAACUUACAGAUAGUAGCUCAGCUUCGAUUAUGAAAGAUGUUAGCAGUGCAAAAGAAUCCAAAAGCACUGAACACACACAUGUAACUAAAUCUUCUGAAAUGAAAGACAGCUGUUUAGAGAAAGAUAUGACUGGUGAACAUCAUGUUGUUAUUAGAAGUCCCCAAGGAUUGGAACUUUCCCUUCCUAGUCAUCACAGUGAAAGCUUUAGCCCAGUGGCAGAUGAAUCCCUGGCUAUAAGUCAUAAAGACUCAUUGGAAGCAAGCCCAGUGCUGGAAGAUAACUCAUCACACAAAACACCCGAUUCCCUGGAGCCUAGCCCUAUGAAAGAGUCGCCAUGCCGUGAUUCGCUUGAAAGCAGCCCUGUAGAACAAAAAGCAAAGGCUGGCAUUCUUACGGGACAGGUUCCUCUUCAGUCUUUCCCUACCAGAGCAGAAAUGUUCCCAGAGUUGGCAUCUAUGCGUUCCAGAAUUCUCCGCGACCCUGAUGGAAGUGCUGAAGAUGACAGUUUAGAACAAACAUCCCUCAUGGAGAGUUCUGGGAAAAGUCCUCUUUCACCUGACACUCCUAGCUCUGAAGAAAUUAGCUAUGAAAUUACACCCAAAACUGCAGACUCGCAGGCACUGUCAAAUAUAUCUAAGUCAGCCACAAUCCCUGAAGUCAGUGAGGAACCAGAGGAUGAUUCAGAAAGUGAACCAAAGAAGAGGCUCACUCCGGAAGAGGAGAUGUUCAAAAUGGUGACCAAAAUCAAAAUGUUUGAUGAAUUGGAACAAGAAGCAAAACAGAAAAGAGAGUACAUAAAGGAUAAAAAGCAAGAGGAAUCUUCUUCAAUUCCUGAUUCGGGUGUUACAUGUGAAAAUGAAGUACCAGAGCCAACAGCCGUUGAAGAAAAACAUAUACCUACAGUAGUGAUGUCUUCUGCGGACACUAGAAAAAGUUCUUCUUCUUCUGAAAGUGAGCCAGAAUUGACUCAGCUGAAAAAAGAAGCUGACUCAGGCCUCUUAAUGGAGCCUGUAAUUCGAGUGCAACCUCCUUCACCACAUCUAUCUGGUGUAGACUCCAGUUCCAGCCCUGAAGAAGCAGGAUUUCAACCUAUUGACCCCAAACAACAUGUUUUCAGGAUGGAGUAUAAAUCAGAAUCAGAUAAGCCAACAAAGAAAGACAAAGAGGAACCAUCUGAGUCUGGUGAUAGCUGUAAAGCGUCUACUGAAGAAUCAAACAUUUUUCACUCUGAUGCUGGUAUCAUAGCAGAAACUGAUGAAUCAAAGUGUUGUUAUAGUACCGAUGAAAGUGAAACAAUUAGCCCUAAUGGCCCAGUGACCCGACUUGAUGGUGCUUUCUAUCAUGCAGUUGGUGACGAUGCUCAAAAAGAAGUUGGGGUUCAUCAGCUGUCCCCAGCACUACAGCAACACCAUGCUUCUCAGGAACAGACUGAUGCCGCUGGAAAGUUAACACAUGAAGACCUCAGUGCUUCAGGGGAUGUGUCUGGGAAAGGAUAUGGUCCCUUUGGACAUGAUACUUCUCAUAGUUCUGCAUCACAAGACGAUGCAUUGGCUGAAGAUGUUUCCCGUGCACGCUCUACUUUGGCAAGUGGUUUGACAAAAUCGGGCAAAGAUUUUGAGUCAUGCCAAAGUGUUUCUUAUAGUGAGGAGCCUUCCACAGAAUAUUCAUCCCUUACCACUAAAAAGGAUGAAUUUGAAGGCUAUGCAGCAGAUACUGAUGAAAGUGGUGUUCCACGUAUAACAAGCCCAUAUGAAAAUGUCCCUUCUGAACAUUUUUUCACUAUCUGUGAAAGUAGGAUAGAAACUGAUACAAGGCAGAUGACAAGUCCAUCAUCCAGAGAUGCUCAUUCUGUUGAAGUAGAAACAACCAUUGAGGAAACAUUAGUGGCAGGUUCCCUUAGCAGACAUGCUCCUUCAGAUGAAGAUCAAACUUCAGAAGAAGUGUAUAUGGAAAUAGAGUCAAAACAGAAAAUAUCAACUUCAGUGCCUUCAACAGCAGACCCCACAGCAUUAGAUCAAACUGCCCUUCAGUAUAUAAAAGAUGAAGCUGAAAAACUGAUCAGCCAAGUGGUCAUCACUAAAACAGAUGUGGAUUCUGACAGGUGGAGUGAAAUACGUGAAGACGAUGAAGCUUUUGAGGCUCGGGUGAAAGAGGAGGAGCAAAAGAUUUUUGGUUUAAUGGUGGACAGGCGGUCACAGGGUACAACGCCUGAUACCACACCAGCCAGGACACCCACAGAAGAAGGGACACCAACUAGUGAACAAAACCCUUUUCUCUUCCAGGAAGGAAAGUUGUUUGAAAUGACUCGAAGCGGAGCCAUUGACAUGACCAAAAGGAACUAUGUAGAUGAAAGUUUUCACUUUUUCCAAGUGGGGCAGCAGUCUCAAGAAGAAGUUUCUUUAUCUGAAGAAAUGAAAGAGGCCGCAGAGAUGGAAUCUCCUAAACUAGAGAGAUCACCAGAUCCAUUUGCACCUUCAGAAUCAGAUGAAACUGAUAUACAGGGAAAAGAUGCACUUACAAUAGCAUCACCAGUAUCUGAUCCUCCUGAUAAAUCAGAGGAAAUGACUAGCACAGGUGUCAGUGUGGGCACUACAAAAGCUGAACUUAAAUCUAGAAUUCCCAUUAAAAUGGGUAUUUCAGUUUCUUCAAAAUCACCAAAGAAAGAGACUGCUGCCUCUGAAGCUUCUGAAGUAGAUCCCUUCUCCAAAGUGGAAACUGAUGAUGAAUUUGACAGCAGUCAGGUGCCUUGCCCUAUCUCUCCAGAGCAGUCUGUGAUAGAUGUACAGUUAGAUUUUUCCACAGUCACUAGGUCUGUGUAUUCUGAACAGGAUGAUGAGUCCCCAGACUCUUCACCAGAGGAACAGAGAUCCGUGAUUGAAAUCCCUACUGCUGUCCUGGAGAGCAGUGUGCCUUCUUCUGAAAGCAAAUCCAAAAUUCCUGUCAGAACAACUCCUGCUGUACCGCAGUCAUUGCAACAAUCAGAAUAUGAGAUCCUGCCCUCAGAUGGCUUUCUGGACAGUUUGCAAGACGAAAUAAAAGAUGACCAAACAAAACCAAAGUCUAAAAUUCCUGUCAAAGCAGCUUUCCAAAGAGCCGAGCAACAGUGUGCAUACACAGAAACAUCUGUCCAGAAGCCACAGUCACCCAAAGCUCUUGAUAUGACAUGCAAACUAUCUAUGAAACAAGAUAAUCGAAGCAAAUCUGAAUCUGAUGCAAGUAUUCCCAUGAAUCCAAAGACUAGGCGUUCAAUAAAAGCUAGGAGUUAUGCUGAGGUGGAAGCAGAGACCAGAGAGAGGGUGGAUGAGAUGAAGCUUGAGCUAGAAUCAGAUGAUGUGACAACAGCAAGAUCAAAGAUAUUUUCAUCAAGACUGCCAGUUAAAAGCAGAAGCACCACAGCUUCCCACAGUACUGUUAGUCCCACAAAAGAACAUAAGGACUACUUUUUUGACCUUUACAAAAACUCCAUAGAGUUCUUUGAAGAGAUUAGUGAUGAAGCUUCCAAGUUAGUGGAUAGACUUACCCAGUCAGAAAGAGAACAAGAAUUAAUUUCAGAUGAUGAAAGUAGUAGUGCCCUAGACGCUUCUGUUAUUGAAAAUGUGCCAUCCAUUGAGACCCAGCAUUCAAUUCCUGAAGACAUCUUUGACACCAGGCCCAUUUGGGACGAGUCCAUUGAGACUCAGAUUGAGCGUAUUCCUGAUGAAAAUGUCCAUGACCGUGCUGAAGAUCAACAGGAGGAUCAAGGAAGAACAGAGGAAAGACUGGCACACAUUGCUGAUCAUCUUGGAUUCAGCUGGACAGAAUUAGCAAGAGAACUGGAUUUCACAGAAGAGCAAAUUCACCAGAUCCGAAUUGAAAAUCCAAAUUCCCUGCAGGACCAGAGCCAUGCACUUCUGAAAUACUGGCUUGAAAGGGACGGGAAACAUGCUACAGAUACAAGUCUUACCCAGUGUCUAACAAAAAUCAACCGAAUGGAUAUUGUUCAUCUAAUGGAGACCAGCCACAUGGACUCUGUGCAGGGCCAUGGCGCUCGCACCUAUGCAGAAAUUGAACAAACGAUAGGACUGGAUCAUAGUGAAGGAUUUUCUGCACUGCAGGAGGAACUGUACAGUCCAAGACACAAGAAGGAAGAGGAGCAUUAUAAAGAGAGUGAGCCAUUUGAUCACCCUCCCAUUGUCUCUGAGGAAGACACUUCUGUCAGUUACUCUUCCUUUCAGGAGGGCACUCCCAGGACUGAGACAGACAUAUCAGUUUCAGAGCUCCUGCGACAAGCACACAAAGAGCGAGUGCAAGCUGAGUUCUCCGGGAAACCACAGGAUCUGCCAGAAGAUUCAUCAGCUGCACAACAGGAGUACUUUGUCACAACUCCAGGAACAGAAGAAUCCAUAGCACCAAAGGCUGAAAAAUCAGCAGGCUUUGCAAAGGAAAAAUCUAAAGGCUUCACCACAGCAUCUGAAGAGCAUGAGAGGCCAUAUCUUCAGACGCCAUUGUCCAGUGAGCGAGGUGACUCUCCCAUUGCACAAGAACUUGAGGACCUCCAGCUCUCCCAAGAAGAACUUUCCCCAAGGAGAACUAGUCUGGUUAUAGUGGAAUCAACUGAUGAACAGCCAGCAAAAUUUGAAAGACAUUAUGACGAUGAAUCUUUUGAAAAGGAGCUAGCAGAGGAAUUAGGUGAGCUAGAGACCAGCUCAGAUGAAGAAGAGAUGGUAACUACCAGGGUCAUUCGCCGCCGGGUGAUUAUUCAGGCUGAUGAUAUGCCAGAAAUACCACCGGAAACGGUAACAGAGGAGCAGUACACAGAUGAACAUGGCCACAUUGUGGUGAAGAAGGUCACCAGAAAGAUUAUCAGGCGAUAUAUUUCACCAGAUGGCACAGAAAAAGAGGAAGUCCUAAUGCACGGAGCACCACAAGAACCUGUUAUGGUUGAAGAAGGAGAUGGGUAUUCCAAAGUCGUAAAGCGGGUUGUGCUGAAGAGUGACAUUGAACAAUCUGAGGUGACAUUCUCUGAACCCAGUGUUCUGACGGGUGCCUCAGAAUUUCAGGCUGAACCAGUGGAAGGCCGGAAGGUCAGUAAAGUUGUAAAGACCACAAUGGUACAAGGAGAGAGAAUGGAGAAGCACCUGGGUGAUGCUAGUUUAGCCACUGAUCUUCCAUCAGCCAAAGAAGACUUUGAAGAG